Messenger RNA from Mytilus trossulus (common blue mussel), 3096 nucleotides. RefSeq lists its product as uncharacterized. The record is from RefSeq and is a predicted model, not a curated record. Bases 1 to 2292 code for a protein of 763 amino acids. Lineage: Eukaryota; Metazoa; Mollusca; Bivalvia; Mytilida; Mytilidae. The transcript has 7 exons.
AUGAAAUCUCAAAAAUCAGCAGAUCCGCCACUUACUAACCAGCAUCCAGACCAAUCACUUGAACAAGCAGGAAGGGAUUAUGAAGCCAUGCAAACUGCUAAGUCCAAAGUUGAUCUAACCGACAAAGAGGAGUAUGCCACAUUACUGCUAUGGGAUUUUGCAGGAGAUGAAGAAUUUUACCACACACAUCAAACAUUUCUCUCACCAGAUGCAAUUUAUCUUGUUGUUACAAAACUGAAUGAGGCUGAUGACCCUAAAGCCAAAGAUUUAUUCCGUUUAUGGAUUGACUCGAUACAUUGCUACUGCAGACUGGAACAGGACAAAAAUGAAGCUGAUGACAACAAAUUUCCAAAUCGCAUUGAUCCACCAGUAGUUGUCAUUGGUACUUGGAAAGAUGCUGUUACCUGUGGAAUAGAAGAGCUUGAGAAUGCAUGCCAUGAAAACCUUUGGCAGUAUACCGAGAAUCUGUCAGAAGAUGAACGUGGACAUAUAAGAAGUAAAUACUUUAUUUCAAAUAAAAAAGAUGAUAACCAUGUUUUCCUGCAAAUACGACAAGACAUUUUAAACUUAGCCAGAUCAAUGAGAACAUGGAACACAGAUUAUCCUUUGAAAUUCAUUCAGCUGGAACAACGACUGCAAGAGAAGAAGAAGGAGUUACCAAUCAUUUCCUAUCAGGAAAUUAUGCACAUGUCUACUGCUACUCCAAAACCUCUAAGUGAGGAAGAACUGAGGUUAUUCUUGGAUUUUCACCACGAAAUAAGAGCUUUGGUUUAUUUUAAAGAUCUUCCAGAUUAUAUUAUUUUAGAUACGCAAUGGUUGUCUGAUGCUUUUAAAUGUAUAGUAACGGCCAAAAAAUUUCGAGCUGCCAAUAUUAGAAAUCAAAAAAGCUGGGAAGAAUUUUACCACAGAGGAAAAUUAGAUAAAGAAGUAUUAGAAGAUAUUUUUGAAAAUGAGAAAAACAUUUUAAAUAAACAUAAAGACUAUAUCCUUAACGUAAUGGAGAAAUUUGAUAUUGUUAUAUGCCCAAACAAAAGUGAGGGUUCUGGUGAAAAGCCAUGUUACUAUGUACCUUGCCUUAUUAAAGCAGAACCUGUGCAGGAUAUUUACAAAAUGUUUAAAGUGCCAGAAGAUGCCCGUAACAGAUCGACAUGGUUGUGUUUCAAAUUUAAGUUUCUACCGCCACAUCUUAAGCAUCAUUUGAUUGCUACACUGUGCAGGAAGUAUGAUAUCGCAGAAGUUGCUGUCCCUGAAAAUAAGAAACGACAAAUUGCCCUUUUUAAGGAUAGUGCGGUCUUUGAGUUACAGAAGACGAAAUUGAGAAAAUUGCUUGUUUCGACAUGUCCAAACUCAAUUCAGAUUCAGGUUUUGGAAUUUGGGAAAGGAAUGGAAAAAGAAUUGUACAAAGACAUUGCUGACUUUGUUAAGUUGGAAUUAGAAAAUAUAAUACUUAAAAGAUUCAAGAUGUCAAAUGUUGAAUUUGAUAAAAAAUGGGAAUGUGGCCUUACAAAACCUGAGUUUGUGACAGGUUGUAAUGACUUUAGUGGAGAGGAGAUUACAGAAUAUUUCUGUGAGACAUGUAUAACACCGCACAAAUUUAUUGGUGAAUGGUCAGAGGAACAAAAUAAAGCACUCUCUGUGUCACAGAGUUCUGAAAAAAUGCAAAGAUCGGACCCUUACAUAGAAAGCUUUAGUCAGAAUCCAGCUUUUUCUACAAAGGUGCGUGUUAGUGUUAAGAGAGAUUAUUCAAAUCUAUCUGAAGAGCCUCCAAGAAAACGCAGUUUGACAGAGUUCACAAAAGAGGAAAUCAAUUUUACAAAGAUGGGCAUUGUUGUGUUGAAUAUUUUAGCUGAUGCUUCAUAUGACCUAUUAAAACCAGAUAAACCAAAUCUACGUCCAAGAAGUGAUUGUGAUAUAACACAUUUGUACAGGGAGCACAGAAAUCUUAAUAAACACAUUCCUAGUCAUUCAUGGGGUUGUCCGUGGCAUAUAAUUCAAAAUACUGACAUAGCUAUUGGAGAUGAUAUUGAGCGCAUAAGACUGACAAGAAACGAAUUACAACACUCUAGAAUAUUUCAACUUGAUGAUAAACGUUUUAAUGAAUUAUGUAACAUAUUAACCGACCUUUUAAAACGUUUUGAUCAGCAUAAUAAACCAACAAAGCUGUAUACAGAUCAACUAAAUGAUAUUUUGGCAAAAACAGUUUCUGCAGAGGACGUGAAAUCAAUUGAAAACGAAUUAGGAAUGGCUAUUGAAGUUGAAAUUGAACACCAGGUUAAUGUUCCAACACAAUAGAGAAAUAACCUUAUUUGCUUGUUUUUUUUCUAACAAACAGUUAUUUAUGCACUUUGUGAAAAGUACACAUACUACCAUAGCAACAGAUUCCCUGAAAAAUCUAUCCUUUAUGUAUAGAAAGGAUCAUCUUUAGUAGGGAUGUAAUGCUGCUGAUUAUUCAUAGAAUUCCAGACAGUAACGGGCAAGAUGAAAAAGUGGACAAAAGUGAAAUUAUGGACUUUAGUUAGAAAAUUGACCAAUAUUGGACUGCUUCAGUAUUAUUUUUAAAACAAUAAUCGAAUGCAGUAAAUAAUGUUAUGAAAAUAUUACGAAUCUUUUCUUGUACCAUAUUAAUUAUGUACCAAAAAUAAAUACUUGUUUUACAUAUGUAUUUAUGUAUAUAUGAAUUAUCUUAAUCUUUGUUUCCUUACGGGAUCUAGUGUAUAUGAGAGAAUUUGUUAGUUUUUGUUUGAUAUUGUCACUGCUCUUCGUUACUUGGUACGACUUAACGAUUGCCAUAUUUCCUAGUUAUUUGUCUGUCGCAGAAAAAGAAAAUGUAUUUGAAUCUUCAAAUUUCUUUCAGUUUCUUGUCCUUGAGAUCUUUUAGGUUAUCUUUUUUCAUACAUAUAAGGAAAAUAAAAACAAAAUAAUUUAUAAGAAUUAUAUAGUCUUAGUAUUUUCAUGUAUUAUUUCAAAAAUUUGUAUGUUGAUCAAAUCACAGAGCAAUAAAAGUUAUCAAAGGUACCAGGAUUAUAAUUUAGUACGCCAGACGCGCGUUUCGUCUACAUACGACUCAUCAGUGACGCUCACAUCAAAACAUUUAUA